Macrobrachium nipponense is the source of this 19540-nucleotide messenger RNA. Its product is annotated as mucin-3B-like. The transcript has 21 exons. Gene Ontology annotation, molecular function: calcium ion binding; protein binding. The coding region runs from base 322 to 16416 and encodes 5364 amino acids. The record is from RefSeq and is a predicted model, not a curated record. Lineage: Eukaryota; Metazoa; Arthropoda; Malacostraca; Decapoda; Palaemonidae.
UGCCUCCAGAAGGGUCCCGACUGUCGAGGUGGUAGGUCGGACGUGUCUGCGUUGUGGACUCAUGUGUCGGGGGGAGCCGAGCGUCAAAAGUCUUUACCUGUAACUCGUCAAAAUGGAACUGGAGGCGGUGAUCGAAUAGCGCCCAGCUAUUUUUGGAUCUAUGCAUUUACCCUGGAGGGAUUUAUAUUCUGGAGUUUUGUGCCCAUAAAUAGAUAGAAAUAUAUAUUAUAUCAAUAAGGAAAUUAAAGUGACGUGCCUGGAUACUUUAGAAGUGAUACAUUGUUCAGUGCCUGGAAUAAAACUAGUUGAGUGAAUGCCAUCAUGUUUCUGAAUUGUAGAACUUUGGUGCCACUUUCCUUGCUCGUUCUCGUGGCCUAUGCUGCUUUGUCCGAGGACGAGCAACAAAAAGGGUGCGACUUGACGACAGAACAGCCAUGCAGGUCGAACUCGUCCCUAUGCGUGCCUCUGGAGCACGUUGGCGACGGCUACAUCGACUGUCCGGACGGUUCGGAUGAAGAUUGUCCCGAUGGAUGGUUCGUCUGUCGUGACCUGUCUGCUUGCAUCUCGCCCGAGCUCCUGCAAGAUGGCGUCCCUGACUGUUUUGAUGAAUCUGACGAGGAGUGCGAAGAAUGGCAGCACGAAUGUCUCUGUGGCUUCCCCAGAUGCGUCGAUGUCUCUCUGGUUGGCGACGGAUCUCCCGACUGCCUGGAAGGAUCCGAUGAAAUGGCUAUUGAUAAGAGCACAUACAUCUGUCCUGACGAGUUUGUGGAAAACCAAGAAAUCAGGAGAAGGAAACGUCAAAUUCAUGAGAGAGUGAGAACGGUGCAUGUUGAUUCAACUGCGACGACUUCAUUCGCCAAUGACCAACCGACUGGGCUGUUGAGUUCAACUGUUGGAACCUUCAUCAACGCUGGCACAACUUCAGAAUACGUGACUCUCGUGCAUGGCACAACUCAGUCCGGACAGUACACACAAGUUACAUUAACAUCAUCUCGUGUUUUCUAUGCCAUUCCAUCUCGACUGAUAGGCGCCAAGCCUGAGGGACUCGUAUCCUCUGUGAUUCAGACACAAGUUAACGACGCAGCCAAGACAGUCUUCACUAAUAACUUUGUACGCACACACAUUGAUGGGACUUACGUGGAACUUAUUAACACAGUGACAGUAAUUCACUCACCUUUAUCCCUCUCCCCAACAGCCGCCUUCAGUUUUCCAAUCCACGGAACCUUUACUGAAACAACUGGAACUCAAAAUGCAAAACUGGAAGUAAGCUUACUAGAUGGAGGAGCCUUGAGUCCUCAAGCAGUCGUCGAGAACAAAGUUGUAACGCUCAUGGGAACGAAAGGACUCUUCAUCAAGGAUGGAGAUUUCCACCCAACAACUUACAACGUCUUCACUGGAUCAUAUGUCAACGAUCACCGAACUUAUCUCUUCUUCUUUGGGAAUACAGCGCUGCCUGAAGUUUCUGAAACCUUCAGUGAAAUUCAUGCUACUCAGACAUUACCCAAAGAAGUUGUCCUAAAAAAAGGUGGUGACCAAACAAAAAUUUUCGUGGAUAUGGAGAAAGACUUAGAAGUGAUAAUGCCUUCCAAGAGCCUAAGUAUUGACUCAACCAUAGCACCAGAUAUGCUAAUGGGUGAAGGUCUUAUCAAUGGCCACCACAUGGAAGGUGUUUUCAUUGAGAGCUCCGAGGGUUUUGAAAUGCAAGGGGCAAAGAGCGAAAGUUUAGAAACAAGUAUGGUUACCAUAACUAUUGGUCGACCAAACUCUCACACUCGUGUGGUAAAAGCAACCUCUGUGUCCGAGCCAGAAGAGGUUACAGUUUUGAGUAUGGAAGAAAAGCUUCAUCAAAUGAAUGAGAAAGACAAUGAAAUAGAUGGUUCUCUUCAUCUUGCAAGAAUAGCGCGUUUGACUGGAGAUGAGAUCAUAGCGGAUCUAAAACCAUCACAACCUCGUAAUAUCAAUUUGCCAACAUUUACUAUUAAAGAGGAAGGUGAAACUCUUGAAAAAGUUGUUGGAAUUAAUAAAAAUAUAGUGAAACCUGUCUCGACCACCGUUAAUGAGAGAAAUUCUGAACCCAAUGAACGUGAGGGAAAAUCAUUGGAUGAUAUCCGUUCUCGAUUCAACCUCGAAAAUGGAGAUUCUGAUUCUGAUCUCCCUACCGUCACUUAUGUUGGUUUUGCAGACUUUACAACGACUAUAGCCGGUACCGUUGUGGUGUUUACACCCCGCUCACAGUCCCCAAGCAAGUUCCUGAAAGCCGAGGUGACCAAAACAAAGAGUUCUCACCAGAAAACUAGUAUCUUGGCUUCUUCCACAACUACUCCAACAUUUAGUACUUUAGCACCAAGACUGGCUCCUUCAACAAGUAUCAGUGAAGAAUUCAUCAGUGAGACCAGCGUUCUGCACAAACAGGAUCAUAAAGCUUUUGUAAAAGCAGAUGAAAGUACUCCAGAGAAGACCAGUGAUGCAUACUCAACAAUUGUUACUCAUCGAUACAAUUCUGUUGACCCAUACCCAACAGGGCUGGUGUCAUCAAUUGGUGGUACGAUUGUGAGUGAUGAUAUGACUACUCUACUCACAACUUAUGUAUAUGGAACUUAUAUCAACGGCCAAUAUGCACAAGUAGUUGAGAGCACAUCGAGCAUAUUCUACCUUGUUUCUCGGUCUGCAACAACAGAUAUACAUGCUUCAAGUCCGGUAGAGUUUAUGGUCAGUACAGAAAUUCUAGAUUUCUCUGAGCCCACAACUGAAUUUUAUGAUUAUUUGUAUGAAGAUGAAGGUGGUGCUGUAACAGAAGACUUGGUUCCUUUUGUAGAAGAUAUUAUUGACAAUAAUAUUGGCCGCAGUGUUGCCUCUAGCCCAGGUCAACAGAUGAUCAUUGAUACAAAAGAUAAGAAAAUUGAUCCAGAAGAGCCUGUUACCACACAACCAUUAGAAGAUUACUCAGUAUCUGUGUAUACCUCUUACAUUACAUAUUUCAGGGAUGGAGAGACAACAGUAUCUACUGCUUAUGAAUCAUCAACAAUAUAUCUCCCGUUCCUUGAAACUCAGAACCCCACAGUACCAUUUAGUACCACGGAAGAUACUGUAUCUUCUCACCCAACCCAUUCAACCUAUUUGACCACAUUAACUUUUUACACUACUCUUUUUGUUGAUGGGGUUACAAAAGUAUCCAGUCACUUACAGGUCUACACAAAAACAGCUGGGUCUGCAGAAAUAAAGCCAACAUCAUCAUUAACCCUUGCUACUACAUCUCUAGCAGAUGAUAUUGCUGUGAUUGAGAGUAUCCCAUAUGACGACUAUGAAUUUACCACAGAGUCACUGAUUGAGUCCUUCACUGAAUCUAUAUCUGAAUCUAUGUCUGAGUCAUCUACUGAUUCCUCUGCUCAGGAUGUUACUGAACCACCAGGUGUGCCUCUUGACUCAUCCCUAGUUCCUGAUGAAGAAGUCAAUGCUGUGUUCUUCCCACGUACCUACUACACAACGUUUACUUACUUUACGACUUAUUAUCGAUCAGAGACCUCUACGAUUGUGAGCAGUCUUGAAACUCUAACCCAAAUAGUAACAGAUCUCAAUGAGCAUGAAAAGCACAAGUCUUUGACUCCAAUUGUACCUACUUAUCCAGUAACAUAUUAUACAACUUACACUUACUGGACAACUUUCUUUAAAGAAAAUGAAACUGUCUCUACUAGCACUGAAAAGACUUUGUCUAGUGUUGCAACCCCAUCUGUGAGUAGUGGCAUAAACGUGGCGGAUGACUUUUUACUUCCGGUAUUGCCUACCACCUCAUCAGUGAGCAUAGUGCAGACAACUCCAGCUAUAACAACAUUCUACACAACCUAUACAUACUAUACAUCAACAUAUUUGCAAGAUUCAACAAUUGUCAACAGCAGACUGAAAACGAUAACAAGUGUUGUGACAGCAACACCAUCACUGGAAUCAGAUGUAACAGUUGCUGUAGUUGAGGGAACUGCUGAAGAUAAGCCCUUCAUUCUUACGGGCCCAAAAUCUACAGGACUUUUAUCUACCAUUAGAGGUAGUACAGUUAUUGAUGGAACAACUACAGUCUUUUCUACAAACAUCAUCGGAACAAUAGUUGAUGGGUUAUAUGCUCAAAUCCAAUCAACAACAAGUCACGUUAUUCCCCCAACAACAUCUACGCCAUUUUUCAUAUUCCCUGUGACAACUACUGAAACUUCAUCAAGUGAUUCUCCAUUCUUCAUAUUCCCAUCAGUGUCUGAGGAAAGUACUCUCACAUCCACAUCUAAGACAGAAAGUCCUUUCUUUGUGUUCCCUGGUGUUUCAGAGGAAAGUACUCUGACAUCCACAUCUAAGACAGAAAGUCCUUUCUUUGUGUUCCCUGCUGUUUCAGAAGAAAGUACUCUCACAUCCACAUCUAAGACAGAAAGUCCCUUCUUUGCGUUCCCUAGUGUUGCAGAGGAAAGUACUCUCACAUCCACAGCUAAGACAGAAAGUCCCUUCUUUGCCUUCCCAAGUGUUUCAGAAGAAAGUGUCACAUCCACAUCUGAAACAAAUGUGCCAUUCUUUAUAUUCCCAUCAACUACAGAAGAAACUUCUACAUCAACAAUAGAAAAAGAAGAAGAAGACCUAAUUCCAAUAACAAUAGAAGAUGCAGUAGUCACAACUCAACCAUCCUUAUUUAUAACUCCUACACUUGAUUCAUCAAUCAGUGAAACAACUACAGAUAUCUCAGAAACUCCUACAGCAACAGAAGCUCUCCCUGAGUUUGAGAUUACUACUGACCAACCUGAAGAUGAGGACGGUUUACUUCCCUCAAAUACACAGACUAUACCUCCAGGUAUACCAACUUUCCCUAGUGGAAGCAGAUUCCGUACUCAUAAAUCUAGUCGCCCUGAUAUAUUUGCUUUUGCUAGACGUUCACCAACAAGAAGCCACCCAUCAACGAUUACAAGAGAUGGGAUAACACCAACAAUCACUGCAACACCUGCUAGUGGAUCAGACGAAACUCUUGCUCCAUCAGCUACUAGACCAUUUAGAUUUGGUUUCAUAACUUCCUCUGGAACACGUGCUGCCCCAUCUUCAUCUGUCAGGUUCAGAUUCCAGUCAUCGAAAUUUGAUUUACCAAAUUCUGGGCCAACUAGCUCUGCAGGAUUUAGGAGACAAAGUUCUUCAGUAUUUAGAUUUGCAUCAAGCUCUACAAAUACUUUUGCAUUAACAAACACUCUUUCAAGUAACAGGUUUACAACCAAGACUUCAUCUGUGUUCCCUGGAGCGAGGCCAAGCAUUUUCCCUUCUAGUGUCAUUCCAAAACCAAUAGCUACAACAGAGUUUGGAGAUGAACUAGAAUUUGAAGAUGAGGAAGAUUUCAAUAAUCCUGCAAGCACUUUAAGACCCUUCAGUUUCAGAAGGCCAAAUAAUCCUGGUACUGCAGGGACUAGAUCAUCUGUUCCAUUUGCACUCCUAGGCCGCCGCACAACAAAGCCAGCAACUUCAAAAGCAGUACCUGCCGGAAGUAGAUUUCAGGAGGCAAUAAACAAGAAACCAGAGAAAACUUUCACUCCUGCUACUGAAAGUGAAACAGAAAGCCCAGUAACAGAAGAACCAAACACUGCUUCCCAACCAGCUCGUUUGAGUUUAGAAGAGCGCAGGCAAAAUCGUUUUCGACAAAGCAGACCCAACUUAUCAAAAUUAUUCCAAAGAAGAAAUCCACUGAAGAAAGAAGACCUAAAUAAUGAAGCAACAGAAGCUGAACCUUUAUUUGUUGAAGUUGAUGGUAGGCGUUUAACUCCAGAGGAGCUAGAUGCCAUACUUGCCGAGGAGAUUGUGAGCAGAAAGAAACGACAAGCAGGAGAGUUCGGUGCAAGGACUACAUCUAGAGGCACUGUAAGGGGUGCAAGGCCGAGGUCAAAUGCUGCUCCUCCCAGGGACCAGGGCAAAAGCCAAACCCCGAGCCAAAGCCAAACCCCAAAUGCCCCAAAUGCAAGACGAAACUCCCGACAAACUUCACGUAGCUUGUCACCCUCUUCUCCUCGUAACAAUGCUAAUUCACAAUUUACGCUAUCUAACAAUCGAGCAAGGGCACCACCACCAAGUGAUGAAACUAAUAAAGAAAGUGAGAACAAUUCACAGCGUAGGUCUACUAGUCGCACUUCUCUCCCUCAACGUCCCUCAUCAUCUCGCACCAGAAAUGUUGUUCCUUUAGGAAACAUUCGAGGACGAGGUUUUCGAAGGCCGUCGACAGACAAUAACUUCCGUGCCUCCAGCAAGUUUGCUCCAACACGACCUACAAGUGGUCCAAUCAGGCGACCUCGUCCAACAUCAAAUAAUAAUAAUAAUAAUAAUAAUAGGGCUCCCACUCGCCGACCCAAUGCAAACACAAACCGCCCCAAUGCGAACACAAACCGCAAUCGAGGCACAAACCCAAUUGAAAAUUUCAGAAACAAACCAACUCCAGAGAUCCCAACUGAGCCACCUAAAAUCUUUCCCAGUGAUGAUGGGGGUUUCUUAAUCCAAGAUGCAUUAACUGUGACCAGGGAAUUGCCUGUAAAAGCUACCAUUCCAUUAGUAGAAGAUGGUGUAACUGUUCAAAAGGAAGUAAUUACUGCUUCUUACCAAACAGAAAUAGUGCAGCCAGAUCAAAUAACCCAAACAGAUAUAGAUGGCACCGUUAAACUCUUACUAAGUUCAGUUGAAGGACCCAAUGAUCUAACUCAUUACAUUAUUGAACCAACAGAGACUACCACGGUGACAUUUACAAAAACUUUUGUUGGUGGACGUCGAACUUCAGUAGAACACAUUCUACCUACUACAGCAUACAACAUUGUAACUGUUACCAGAAGCAAAGGUGGGAGUGAUCUUCAGCAGCUCUUGCAACUCCUCUUGGGUCAGCAGCAACAACAAAAUCCUUUGUUGGCUGCUCUUGGAUUAGGGCAACAAGUUUCCAGUGAAGUGAUCCAUACAAGAUCUUAUGUAACUACAGUUACCAAUAUGUUAUCAACUGUCAUUCCUGUAAUUUUCCGUGGCAAAACCAUUGAAACUACUGUUGUUGAUCAGGAAGUUAAUGUAAUUACUGCCACUGAGCUGAGCACAGAGACACUCUUUGCACCUGCAAGCAUAUCUCCUUUCCAAAAUCCAGGUAAUUUAAACCAGUUGUUACCCUUGUUUCUUCAAGGUCAGCUGCAACAGCAGUCUCCUCAGAUCAGACCCACUCGUGAGCCAGCUGUAGAUACCCAAACAGUUAAUCCUCAACUACUGGAGCAGCUAAUAAAACAGCAGCAGCAGCUUAAUGAAGAACCUCAAAAAUCACCCAAAAGAGGAAAGCCAGCAGAAACAGUACCAAAGCCAGCACCGGUUGAAACAUCAAUUGUAACACUGUAUGUAUCUGGAAGAAGGCCAGGAGAGUUUUCAACACUUCUUUCAACAGUUACAGUGGGUGAUGAAGCCACACGUAUAAAACGAGGUUCUCUUCACACAAAGAGUGUUCAGGCAACAGUUCUCCCACAUUACAUAGAAACAGAUAAGGGUCUUUUUCAAUUACCAGAAACCUAUGAUGUAAAUGAUAUGGACUGGUAUAUAAUGUCUGCUAUGAAUGAGAUAGAUACUAGUGAUGUUAAUAAAGUCACACCCAGUCUAGAAACUUUCCUUGGCACUCUAAGUUUAAAACAGAAUGGUACACACUCUUUCAAUGGCCAUCCUUUUUUAUGGGAGGGCACCGCUGAGUUAGCCCCACUCAGGCGGAAUGUACGAAGUGCACAAAGGGGCAAUGAAGAAGAAAAUGCCCGAGCUUUGGGUCAGUCUUCUCGAGCACGUAAAAUUCAGGAAGGAUCCCCUCAACAAAUAAUUGGUGGAGAAAAUGCACGCCCAGUUCUUGGACAGUUUAAUGUGCCUGGACGAAGAUUCCAGAGUAGAUUGAUUUCUGAGCAGGUACAAAACCUUCAGCCUCCAACAACUUACUAUACAACAUUCACUUACUAUACUACCUUGGUAGAUGAAGUUGGCCAUGAAUUUGUUCAGAGUUCAGAAGAAACUAUAACUCAGAUAGCUACAAAUGGUAAUGUCCGAUUUGAUGACUUCACAAAAACUGCUGAAGGAUCUUCCAUUAGUUCUAAAGUACCACUUCAAGCAAAAUUUACACUUGAUGAUGCAAUAAUUCCAGGUAUGCCUCGGCCUGUACCAGAUCCUGUUUUCCCAGAACCCCCUCCACCCUUUGGUCCAAUAAUAAAGCAUUUUGAUGAUGUUCAGCCUUUCCAGCCAGUUCCACAACCGUUUGUGCCUGAAGAGUUUAGAAUUCAACAUGAUAAAGAGUUAACAGAAACUGCAGCCACUUCAAGCGCAACAGGAACUGCAUCCUCAGGUAGGCGAGUGCCACAAGAUAGUAUACCUCAUUCACCUCAGUUGAUAAUUCAGCCUGUAAGAGAUAGAGAGGAGGAGCCAAUAGCAUCAUCACAAAAACCUCGCCGUAUUGUGCUUACAAGGAAACGCCCUGUGCAGGCAUCUGAGAACAAUCCUUCCCGAAUAGUGAAAAAUAGCAGACCUAUUAACCAUUUCUCAGAUAAUCCCAAAAAGGAUGAACUGACACUAACUGAUGAAGAGGCAGAAAUUAAAAUUCAAGAAGCGCAAGGUCAAGUUCUCGAUAUACAGAAGGACAGUGUGUCUGAGCAUGACACAGACAAUACAGGAGCUUUACAUUCUCCAGGUCCAGAAAACGGAGAGAAUCUACAGGGUGGCACUAGGGAAAACAGACCUGGAUCCCGGCAGCGAGCACGUGUCACUGUCACAAAUCGACGUCCUGUUUCUCCAGCACCUACUAUAGAGCCUGAAGACACAUUACCAGCUUCGACAUCUGGUGGAAGAAGGAGAGUAGUUGUAACAAGAAGACUUCCACAGCCUACAGUAACUGCCAGCCGUUUGCACCCAAUAGUAGCAACAGUUAGUACAUAUUACACAGUGUAUUCAUAUUUGUAUACUCUUUAUGAAGAUUCAACUCCAUUCUCAGUAUCAACAAGGGAGGUUACAGUGUCCAAUGAGAUUGAACCAACAGUUGUAUCUGUGCUGCCUAAGUUUCAGACAGGAACUGCUGUUGGUGGAUUCUAUACCCUUGAGAUGGGAGGUGCAACAGCAACUCUCGGAGAACGUAUUAUAGAUUCCCUGACAACACAAAUUUUCCUUGCAUCUGCAACACUAGUUGAACUCUCUCCAGAAGUUAUAAGACAAAAUGCUGAAAAUCUUAAACAGUCAGUUGAAGAGACUCCUGACUCUGUUACAGAGAGUUCUACACGUCACUCAGGAAGAACACCUUCUCGUCUUCAGUCUUCUCUAGUUGAAACUGAACUUGAUGCUCAGACAGAUACACCAUUUUUGACCACUAGCAUUUAUAGAGCCACCAAAGCUAGAGGUCAAGUAUCUCAAAGACAAAAUGAAGGCUUACCAUCAGUGGUUGAAACAACUGCAGUAGAAGAUACAGCAAUUGAAUCUUUAAGAAGAACUGCAGGUGUAAGAAACAGAGGCAGAGGCACGGUUAGGUUUGAUGAUAUUCAUAAUAAGAGUAAGUUUACCAUCACCAGAAGACGGCCUAUUACUCCAACAACAAGUGAACCGGCAUUUAUCUCAACACUGAAGUCAGUUGAUCCAGUAGUACCAAGAGCUCCUGUGCGGCCACAUGGCAGAAUAGCACAAACAAGUGCAGCAAGAGAAUCCGUAAACCUAGAAAACACUGAAGAAGAAACACUUGACCUGCAGAGAGACACUAGUUUCCAAGAGGAAGAGGAGAUUACACAUUCAGACAGACUUCCCUCUGAUGUUCCCCUAGAUGAAUUCACUCAGCAUGAGAAGGCAACAAUACCUCUCUCUUCUUUAUCACAAGCUGAUGGAGAUUCUCACACAUCAAUCAUCCCUGAGGAUGAAACUCUAUCUCCUUUAGAUUCUGUAGAUACCGAGGAAGCUAUUAUUGAUGACACUUCAACUGACAACCCUCCUGCAGAGGUUCAUGAGCCUUCACCAACACCAACUCUUCCUACUAGACCUCCACGAACAUCUCUACGUAGGGAUGACAUACCUAUCAUCAGACGUCCAGGAUCAGAGAGACUUCAACGGCCUCGUCCAUUUGUCACUCAAGAAAUACUAACUGCUUCAUCCUCUGAUGUGAAGGAACUUCAUCCAACAGCCUCUUCAAAAGAAGAUUUCUCAGCUACUCAAUCUUUGCCCUCAGAAGAUUUAACAGAAUCUCACACUGAUGAUGAUUACUAUUAUGAAGACUAUUAUUAUUAUGAUGAUUAUUAUGGAGAUGAGCAUGAAAACACUACAGAAGCUCGUGAUGAACCACUAUCAGAGACUUCAGGUGCCAAUAAUGAGUCAACACCUGUUCCCUCAAAAACUGGUCCUAACUUCGUACGACCAACACAACUCACAAUCACUUCAAAUUCCUUUGAUAUCAUAGAAGCUUUAAAACGCGAGCGCACAUACACUCAGAUCGUAGCGCCAUCACGUACAAGUGAACCUGGCCCUCGAACACGGACUCGGACACAAAUUGAAACUCCAGCAGAUGUUCCAUUGCCAUCCAACGUUGUUUACAGUACUUAUGCAACCACAACACUUCUCCCAAUACUUGGUGGUGAGCAUUCAAUAACCCUCACCAUACUGACAUCUACCUUGGUCACCCUGGCUGAGGAGCAAGUCCAUCUUAUCACUGACUCACCCGAGUUAUUCGACCCAGCACUGGUCACUGGCACUGCAAGCUCACCCUCUCUGUCUGUCCCUUCAAUACUUGCACCCUCCAUCACUUCUGAGUUGGGUGAUACCCAGGCAGCAGAUAUAACACCUACCAUCCCAAUACCUGGUGGAGAAGAAGUUUCUCCUACUGUAGAGACUCAGACUUCCAGAGCUUUUGGAUUCCUCUCAGAAGCCUUCAGUGACCAAGGCUCCUCUGGUCUUGGAUCGGGUCGGGCGGUGGUAGGACAACCAGGGUCAAACCAGGUCAGCUCUCUGCAGUCCAGCCAGGCCGAACCUGGCGACCAGCAUCGUCUGGGGGCCCGCUUCAGUGUCGGCGCCAGGCAUAAUUUAGCCACUAAAAUCAUGAGUAACGGAGUCGAGGUUAUCGUUGCCGGAGAUAAGAGUACCUCCACGCUCCCGCCCGAACAAGUGAUCACGAACAACUUCGAGAAGUUCCGACGACCCAUCACCCUCCCGCCUUCAACCCUCUCCGAUCAGAUGCUGCUCUUCUCGUCACCCAAACCGGAUCAUCCUAAAGUAACUCAAGUUACUGGUGGUGAUGAUGGACUCCACCAGACCAACACAUACUUCACCACUUACACAUACUACAACACGCUGCUCGCUGCCAACAAGCCUUUUGUAAUCACAAGCAAGCAGACAGUCGAGAAUAUAGUGACGGUGCCAAUUCCUGAUAACGGAAACUUUAUUGAACGCACUGAGGUUAUCUUUGAUACCCAGACAUAUUAUACAACUCACACGUUUACACAGACUGUCGACGAAAGGAUAGUCACUUCUGAAGAGGUUCUUACUCAGGUUGUCAUCACAGAGGCCCCAUCUGUUCAAAGAGCAACUAUACAGCCCACAUAUUCAUCUAUCCUAACCAAGACUUACUUUACAACACUGACCUAUUAUAACACGGCUCUCAGUGGAGAUACAACUGUUGUUAGUACAGACACGGUUGUUUCAUCUGAAGUGAUAACUGAAACCACUUACAUAACUGGCACUCAAUCUCUUGGUUUAGGAGGCUUCACCCUCACUACUGGCCCCUCACUUCAACCAGCAUCAGUCAGCUUGGAUGAAGAGGAUCUCAUCCUCUAUGCAACAAAAACAAUUUACACAACUCUCACUUAUCUCACAACUAUUCUUGAAGGCAGUGAAACAAUCACUGCUUCAAGAAUUGAGGUCUCAUCUAAUGUGCUUACAGAGCCCUUGACGUCUGCCCUAAGUUCUGAAGAACUCAUGUCCCUGAAAAGCUCAUACCUCAGUGGACAAGUGACUUCAACUGGUGAAUUUGCUACAGAGCCCCAAACAUUAUCAUACAUGAAGGUAGGAGAUAAUGUAUAUAAGCAGUUCCGUACAUUCUUUGCCACCUUUACACAUUACACCACAUUGGCUGGUGGUGUUGUAAAUUCAAGAGUGGAAACUCAAACAAAGGUGCUUACCUCUGUUAUUACAACAACAGCCAUCCCAGCUUCCCUUCUUAUUAAUCCAACAUUGUCCAGCACAGCAUUUAUUGGAGUAACAACCACAGGCUUCUUAACUCCUGGGCUCGGAUCAUCUAUCCAGUUAGAUCCUUCUUACCUUUCUUCAUUGAAAAGUUCUUUCUUGGCUUCUCAGUCUACAGCUCUCUCUAAACCUGAAGACAGUGAAGGUGUGCAAGCAACAGUUUUAGUUGAGGAAGGUGACAAGGCAUCAGGAACUUUAGUUGUCAGUGACUCAACGACAUCAGCAACUUUACUUGUCCGACCAACUGAUGAAGCCUCAACAUCCAUUUUGAGUGGCCAGACAGUGGUUAUCUUUGACUCGGCUUUCUUAGCAUCUCUUAAAUCUUCUUUCUUGGCUUCACCUUCUGUAUCCUUUGCAGUAAAUCCUUCACCUAUCGUAACCUCAGAAGUUCUCGAUUCCUCAGCCAUUCUGACAGCAACAGGAGAAAUGACAACACUAGGGCCAGAAGGUUCAGAUGGUGGUGAUGACCUUGAUACAGGAUCUGAAACUCCUCUCACCGUCCGGCCUGCAGUUAUCCCAGUACCUGCUGCAGGUGUUAUUCCUGCUGCUGGUGUUGUAUCUGAGGGCAGCAGUGGUGCUGUUUCAUCAAAUGCUGCCCCAGCUCUUGCUCCUUCAACAGAAUCUUCUGAUGGUUCUGGUGGCCUGGAUGGAGUUAGCAUUACUGGUUCCAAUGAAAAUGGAUUAAAUAUUGAUCUUGGCCCCAUGUUGACUGCAGUUGCUGGAAUUUUACGAAAUAACCUCAACAGUCAACUGGCAAGUGGAAAAUCUGAUGAAAAUCGUAGAAAGGUUAGCACUCCUCUUCGACCAUCCAAUACUAUUAUUGCAGCCCAAAGAGAACCUUUGCUAAUUCCAGUAGGUGGAGUAGGAGCUUCUCUCAGCAGUUCACUAGACCAAACUGAAGGCGCAGAGCAUGUGUUCAUUCCUCUAAGGAGGCCAUCAUCUGUUGUUCAAGGUCAGCCUAGGUUCCCCUCUCGACCUACCUCAACUCAAGAACCUGUUAUUAACUUUGCCAGCAUUUUCCCUGACCUACCUCGUCCAAAUGUGCUUAGUGUAUCUGUUCCCACUGAUGUGAAAGACAUGGAGCGCUUUGGCCCUACAUUCCAUCCGCCAAGUACUCAAGCAGGCUUCACGGCUAUGACAGAGGAAUCUUUUGGACCAACUCGAGUUUCUGUGAUUUCUGGUUCUCAAACCAUCUUCUUUGGAGGUGUUGAUAUCAAGGAUCUCCCACCUCCUGGUCAACCAGCAUCUGUAACAGAUGAAGAUCGUACUACUGUUGUUUUACAGCCUAGUCAACCAGUUUUGAUUGAAGAAACAAGACCUGUUCCUAUACCGAUUCGUGUGCCAUCACACAGUAACAAUGGAAUUGUCACUUCUGAGGUAGCAACAGCACACCUUCAGGAUCAAAUAGGUUCUUUUAACUCACAUCCAGAUAUUAUAUUUAAUAGACCCUCACCAAAAAUGCCCCAGCCAUCAAGGAUUGGGCCUCAGACCAUUGUUAGUAUUGAGGGAGAUAACAGAAUUGUGCGGACACAGGUUAUACAAGCUCAGUCAAUUGAUGAAUAUCGCCCAGAGCAACCAGUAAUUGUUUCUCCAGUUAAAGGAGAGUUUGUUCUUCAGUCCACAGUUGGUGUUGGCAUAAUUUCGGGGGGAAAUGAUGAUACUAGACCUCAGCCUCCACCAGGGUUAGAAGGAACUAGUUUAACAGGUUCUGAAACUGUUUUGAUUGGUCAAAGUACUAACAACGGUCGCACAACUGUUGUCAGGGGAUCCUCAACUGUCUUAUCUGGAGCCACAACAAUAUUUGGAUCAUUAUUCACAAGACCAGCACAAAACAAUGAACCACUAGGGGGCGAUCUGACAUCUUUUGUCAGUGGUCCAAGUGGUAUCUCCACACGAGUCAUCACUCGUGUAGAAACAUCGGCAAGGAUCAUCACUGCUACUCAUACUGACAUCAUAUUCACAAGAGGCCUUACUUCUACUUUAACACAAGUAAUUCUUAGUACUCUGCCACUGCGAACUAUUGUUACAACUAUUGUUGGUACAUCUACCAGUGUCAACUACGUAUCUGCAACAGUUGAUGGACAUGUACCAAAACUUAACAAUAAUUUCCAUGAGGAUGAUCCCACAACAUACCCACCUGGAUCACCAUUUGAUCCUGCCAAUUAUCCAUCAUUCCCACUUGACCCGCGCCCAGUUGAGGAGGAGGAUCUUCACCUACCAGGAAGUGCUGAAGUAGUCCUUAAUGAAGCCAGUCUUGGUAUUGCUGAGGACAAUGAAAUCAGUCGUGUCAUUGAAAGCCAAAGUCCAGAUCAGGAAAUAAAUGUAGGAGGACCUGUACGUGCCCCUAUUUCAAAAUGUAAUCCUCAGUGCUCUGCAACCCGUCAAGAAGUCUGCAAACUUAUCAGGGGAGUUCACUCUUGCGUCUGUCGUGCUGGAUAUUCCAGAAGAAAUGGAUAUGACUCUUGCAAACCAUCUGUUGCUUACAACAUCCAACUUCUUUUGGAUGGAAUGAGCGAUGGUCGGUUAGUGUUUGAUCCUGUCCUUCAUAACAUCUCACAUCCAAUUACUCAAGACCUCGCUGACAUAACCAUUCAUGGGCUGGAUGGAGCCCUGAUGGCAUCACAGCUUGGACCACAUUACCGCUCUGCCACAGUCACCAAAUUCACUGAUACAAGAGAUAUGGCUAUACCUGCUUCUGGUCACCCCACGGAACGAGGAGUCGUUGCUGAGAUCAAGGUAGAGUUAAUGAGGCCAGAAGAGGACGAAGAGGAAAAGCUGAUUACCGAGUGGAUGUUACAAAAGACGCUCGAAUCCUCCCUGAAGGCAAGCAACUAUUCUCUAGGAGACAGCGAAAUCUUCGCCAAUAGAGAAGUGGCAGUCUUGGCCUCGCAGGACUUUGACGAAUGCUCCCACGAGGACCACAACGACUGCUCCCACAAUGCUCACUGUUCCAACACAGCGGGUUCGUUCCUCUGCAUCUGCAGAGAUGGCUUUAAGGACAUGGGCGACAUGCCAGGAAGAGAAUGUGCUGUCCAGACUGAGCAAUGCUCCUUCUGUAACUACCAAGGGGAAUGCAUCACCAAAGUAGAUGGAACCAAAGGUUGCCGAUGUUCACAGUGGUUCAGCGGAGAAAAAUGUCAAAUAAACCUUCGAGUGAUGUUGAUCGCCCUGGUGACCAUCGGUUCGCUGUUGGUUCUUCUUCUGUUCCUGUGUCUUGUUCUCUGUUGUCUCAGGUCAAGAAGAAGUGCUAAUUCACUUCGUCAGGUGGUUGGUGCACCUACAUUCUUGAGGGCAAGAGGAACGGGUAUGGCAAGCACUCUAGACCGACGGGCAAUGAUACACGAGACUUCUUCAGAGAGUUCCAUGGACCAUCCUCGGAUUCACGGCACAUCUUUCUUGGGCCCAAAACAUCCUGAGAAGCCAGACCGACCCAUGCGGCCUACUCGCUCGGAGAUGAACGAGAGCCGGCAGUCCAACAACUCUUUUUCAGAGGAUAGAUCUGUAGGGGUGCAUACCACCCUACCCCCCGUGGUGAGUCUGAUACCGCGCGUCAAGGGCCCGGCACCUCGCCGUCCAUCCGUGGUCAGCCGAGGCGAGAACGGCGAACCAAGGGUCAUGAUCGGAGCCGACGCCAGAUCUGACCUGGCCAACUCCCAGCAGGCGUUCGUAGAUCUCCUCGAGCAGGCUUCGGCCACUCUCCCGCCGAAGCACCAGGGACACACGAGCAGGAGAGAGAGCCUGAAGACCGCCUCUAUCCACGGCAGCACCAACAGGAUCAACCGCUCCAGGUCCCACUCCAGGGAACAUCUCAAUGACAGCUUCCUCCACCAUCAACUUCCUCCAGGGUCCAUCAGGUCCAGAUCGUCCGACAGGCUGCAUCACGGGAGCAGCCAUGACUUUAACUCGGAAUUCGGCGUCAGCUUCUCCUUCAGAGAUGGAGAGAGAACGAUGAGCGAGGCUCGUUCGUAUGACGAAACCACAGUUCGACCACCCAUUCGGACGAUGGGAGCUGAGAGUUUCUAUUCGUCAAAAGCCCUCUCUUCGCAACAUAUAUCAGAUGAGCACCAGACGAUGGCUGAAAGAGACGGCGGCUCGACUGUCGUUUACCCACAGACAGAACUCUACCGCCCGGUUCGUGACACAGACUCCCUGAGCGACAUGAGCGACCACCACUCGAAGGCGGCUUCCAGCAGAGCUGCCUCCAGAAGCUUCUUCUCUUGAAGCUCUUUCCUCAAUUCACCUCCAGAUGGCUCCCCAGAUGGCUCUCUCUCUCUCUCUCUCUCUCUCUCUCUCUCUCUCUCUCGCGGGAAUAGGGCCACCGGUGGGAUUGCCUUCAUGUCAUCCAGGACCAUUAUAUAUAGGCCAUUACUGACACUAUGAACAGAACGCUAGUUUUAAGGAAGAUAGUACUAUUAGCGACGCGAGAUCUGCGGAGGGCGGGGGGUGGUUGGCUCCUAAUUGUUGUUACGUUAACUAUUGUUAUAUGAGUCUAAUUUAAAGCUCCUGGCGCUGUGUUGGUUGAGAAAUGGGGAUCAUAUAUAUCAUGAAGGGUGCUAGUUCUGGGUGGACUUCGUCGUUAGCGCCAUCAGCGGCUUCUUGAGAGUUCAAGACGUCAAGUUCCAAAUAGCUCCCAAACUGACGUGAGACCGAGAUUCGAUCGACGUCGGCUCUAUUUGUGACGAGGGGAUAUAUGUGCAACGGUCUUCCGGAAUGAAUUCGUUGAAUCAGACUUUGAGCUGGUCUGGAAUGUCACGAUAAGUGGAAUGUUUUGAUGUAUGAGCCCUCAAGAGCCAAUACCAGAUGAGGAAAGCAGGAACUUUGAUUACGAAGAGUUAUACUCACUUUUUCUUCUUCCUCUGGGUUGUUCCCGAAGCGUCGUCGUCGUCGUCCUCCUUGAGUUCUUGCCGAUCUUGGAAGAAGUUAAAGACGAAGAAGAAGAAGAAGAAGAAGAAGAAUAACAAAUCUCUGAGGGAGCUUUUCGUCCACUGAGAGAAGGCAAUAGACAACCGACGCUUUCAUCCAGUUCUGUUCUUAGUCUCCUCCCUCGGGUGAAAUGGGUCGCAGAAUUAUUAUUUCUUCUUCUAUAAGAGAGAGAAAAGACUACUAUAUGUUUUGCUCAAGUCAGCUUCUUUUUUUCCAAAUAUUUAUUUAUUUGCAUCCUUUUGUUGUUGUUGCGAACACCCCCCACCCCCCUCGUAAGACCAGGACAUAGGUUAAACUAUGCUCUUCUUAUUCGAGGGAUGCCCGUGUGAGGUCUUCCACCUCCAUACUCAUUAUGUCCUCUACAGAUACAGAUAUAGUGGAGUGAGAAAGCGCACUUAUAGGCCUAACUCUCACUCAGUACUUGACUCUGUGUAUACUACGUACAGGCUGGUGCGUAGUAGCGAUUCGUUGACGGUCACGAGAUAUAACUCCUCUGCCAUUAACGAUUCUGUCAUCUGUGCACAGAAUAUCGUUUCAACGUCCUGGAUGUGACGUCACUGUGAAACGCAAAUGUAACGCCUCUCUCUCUCUCUCUCUCUCUCUCUCUCUCUCUCUCUCUCUCUCUCUCUCUCUCUCUCUCUCUCUCUCUCUCUCUCUCUCUCAAGUUUUAAAAUCUUGUCUUGAAAUAAUCUCAUUAUUCAUACAUAAUUAUAAUCUAUGACAGAAGUGCGACUCGGGAGCUGGAAUACGACUGAGUUGAAGGCGACUUGUUUCGGUUUCCUUAAAAUGAUAUCGUAGGUAUUUCAGAAAAACAACUGACGACGCUCCUAAGCGAUCAAUUCCAUACUGCCCCGCGUGACACUCCGGCCUCCCUAGUUGAAUUCCUUCUCUCUCCAUAGUAGUAGUACAUACUUCCCAGUCUCCAUAGCUGAGACUUCUGCCAUAAUUCCUCAGAACUUGAUCAUUUGUACAUUUGAUGUCACUGACCUCGAUUAUGAAGGCUGUCAGGGAGGACGUCAUGCUUCCUGUAUAUAUUAUACGUAGCAAAAUAGCUCCAAUGACAUCUCGAACGGGUGUCUAGAAUUGGCGCUUCUCUUGUGACCUUCACAUCGAAUCCCGGACGCCGAGAGAGAUUGUAAAUACAGAUUUGUAUAUAAUUCUUAACCAAUAUUAUUGAUACUUGUCUGGCUGGUCCAAGCGAAUUUCUAUAUAUUUUGUGUCUAACUUUCUAACCAGCGAAUAACUGCUGCAUCGCCUGACGACCCCGUUAGAUAGAUAUGAAUCCAUUCGGCGUUUCUACCGAUUCGAGUUGUUAUAUCAUCUGGAGUCUGCAAAGGAUGAGCGUCAACAGGACGAUUCCUUGUCGAACCUUGAAGAGAAAAUGGCGGACUACCAUUUCGAUGCAGCUGAAGAGGAAGAUAUUCCAGCGGAUGAUUUAAAAAAGCUAAACCUGAUCCAGAUAAUAAGGAUAACAUCUCGUCGGAUCUCUGCGACGACAAAGAGAUCCGCCCACAGAAUUCGGUUGAUAGACAGACGAUGCCAAACUCAAGGCUUGAUCCUCUAGUAACCUAACAAAGAUACUAUGUACUCUAUAUAGCAUCUCUGUGACCUAGUUGAACCUCUAUAUAUAUAUACGUCUUGUUCUGGUCUCAGACUAUAAACAUGUACAGUGAACUGAUAUUAUUUCCUUAGAAAAAUCAUUAGACAGAUUCCUUUAGAUAUUCAUUUAUUGAAGAAGGGGUCUUUUCCGUGAUUUCAAAGAUAUAUAUGACUAUAGAGGAUGUAUGUUUAUAUAAAUAAUACAUGUAGCACACAUAUUCUGCCUCUACGAUAAAUAUAUUCAAUUCCACAAGGAAUGCGGUCUAUACAUUAUGAAUGCAAAGAUGAUCGUCGUACAUUUAGGUGGGAAAAAGUGGAGGACUUAAUCAUCGAAAAGUGUUUUUAAUGAAUGUGGUUGUUUUGUAAUUCCCAAGACGGACAAUUAAUUAAUGUGCCAAAUGGCAGGUUUUAUCAUUUCUUGGCCCAAAACAUUGACUGCUGUGCCAGCGGGAGCAGCAGCAGCAGCAGCAGCAGCAGCAGAAGAAGAAGCCGCCGCCAAGUGUCUUCUUCAGUAGUUGUAGCAAAUCACACUUGCAUAGGAAUACCUUCGUCGAGGCCGGCAGAGUUUCUAUAUAUAUACGUAUAGGCCUACGCUCGAUUCAGUCGCCAUUCUUCCGCUGGGAUGAAGAUGACUGAGUUUUUUCUCUUUUUUUCUCUCUCUCUCUUUUUUUAUAUGUGAAUAUUUCUUAGGUCUAAGUCUGUUCAUCAUAAUAUACGUCAUUGUAUAACAUGUUAACUAAAAUAAAAUAUGUAAUGAAUAUGCUAUCAAAAGUGUAUUGUACUUGCUCCAUUUUAUUAACAAAUACAUAUAAAUAUUUUCUAA